Vigna angularis (adzuki bean) is the source of this 2742-nucleotide messenger RNA. Its product is annotated as protein IQ-DOMAIN 3. The transcript is spliced from 5 exons. The record is from RefSeq and is a predicted model, not a curated record. Lineage: Eukaryota; Viridiplantae; Streptophyta; Magnoliopsida; Fabales; Fabaceae. Gene Ontology annotation, molecular function: protein binding. The coding region runs from base 758 to 2041 and encodes 427 amino acids.
ACUUCAUCUGCCUCCUCUUUCCUUUUGCAUUUGUCCAUUUUUUCUCAUUUGUUCUUUUCAAGUUUUUUGGCCUUCAAAACCAGUAGCUUUGUACUGGGCUUCUUACUUUCUUCUUUUGCUCUCUUUUACCUGUAUUGGUUCAUACUAUAUAUGGGUUUUUCAUUCUCCACCUGUCCAUUGCAUACUAAAUUUGCCUUCUUUUGGAGUUUUUCCCUUUCAAAAUUGGAAAUCUUGAAAUGGGUUUAAUGGUUUUUUCAAAUUAUCCCAUCUGGGUGUUUCUUCAUUUUCCCACAGCAAUCCUUUUUUUGUUGUUUUUUAUUAGAACAAAGCCUUUUCUAUAGUGGAGAUUUAGAACCGUGUUCUUAUCCAUUUGCUCUCAUCACAUUAACAACUAAAAUCUUGCUGAAAUCUUCUAUUUUUCUUUGUUGGAUAGCGUUUUUGCUAUUCAUUUUCAGUUUCAGGUUCUUCUAAGUAAUAAGUGAUUAUUUUUAGUCAAACACGUUUGUCAUAGAUCUGUUUACAGCGUUCUAUUUUUACUCUCUAUUAACGUUUCCUUUCCCAAGUCUAUGCAUGAGUUAUGCUUUCUUCAACGGUUUUCUCAAGAGUUCAAAGUGCAUUAAUUGGAACAUGUGGUUUUCAAUAGUGUUGACUUUAAUUACUUUUAAUAGAAGUUUGGUCAUCUUUUUCUUCCCUUAUACGGGUUGAUAUUGAGAUCUAAUUUGCCUUUCCUUUUCCGUCAAAGUAACAGGAAUUGCAAAUGGGGAAAAAAGGAAGUUGGUUUUCAGCAGUGAAGAAAGUUUUCAGCCCAGAUUCCAAAAAAGAUAAGAAAAGUCACAAGUCAAGCAGUAACAAGGAGGGGGAAAUUGCAGCAGAUGUUAAAUUAAUUGAGGCUGAGAAAGAACAAAGCAAGCAUGCUGCUUCUUUGGCUUUUGCCACUGCUGUUGCAGCAGAGGCUGCUGUUGCUGCUGCUCAGGCUGCUGCAGAGGUUGUUCGUCUCACAAGUAUGCCACAUUACACUGGAAAGACCAUGGAAGAGAUUGCAGCUGUCAAGAUUCAGACUGUAUUUCGUGGAUAUAUGGCAAGAAGAGCAUUGCGUGCCCUGAGAGGUUUGGUGAGGCUGAAAACCGUAGUGCAAGGGCAAUCUGUUAAAAGACAAGCUUCUAGCACCCUACGAAGUAUGCAAACUCUAGCAAGAUUACAGUCUCAGAUUCGUGAAAGGAGAAUUAGAAUGUCUGAAGAGAACCAAGCUCUUCAGCGCCAACUGCAGCAGAAACAUGAAAAAGAACUUGAGAACCUGCAUGCUGCUGAGGUUGGAGAAGAAUGGGAUGACAGUUUGCAGUCAAAGGAGCAAAUUGAAGCCAAAUUGUUGCACAAACAAGAAGCAGCUUUAAGAAGAGAGAGGGCUUUGGCCUAUUCAUUCUCACAUCAGAAAACAUGGAAGGGCACUUCAAAGUCAUUAAAUCCCACAUUUAUGGACCCAAACAAUCCCCAAUGGGGGUGGAGUUGGUUUGAGAGGUGGAUGGCUACUCGGCCAUGGGAUGGCCACAGCACUGCGGAUCACAAUGAUCAUGGAUCUGUGAAGAGUGCAGCAAGCAGGGCCAUGACAGUAGGAGAAAUUGUGAAAGGUUAUUCUCUCCAAGACCAUAACCAUGACAAAAGAGCUUCCCCUUUUGGCCAAAAGGCAAGAAGACCAUCCCCUCACAUUUCACCUUCAAAGGCACCAUCUGCUAGUGGCAAGGUAAGGCCAUCAAGCUCAAAGGGUAGUGUGUUCUGGGGUGGAGAUGAGGACUCAAGAAGCAUGUUCAGCAUUCAAUCAGAGAGAUAUCGCCGGUACAGCAUUGCAGGAUCCUCAGUGAGAGAUGAUGAGAGUCUUGCUAGCUCCCCUGCCAUUCCAAGUUAUAUGGCACCUACAAGCUCAGCCAAGGCCAGGUUCAAAAUCCAAAGGCCUUCACCUGAGAAAGGAGGUGCUGCUGUAAGGAAACGUCUUUCUUUCUCUCCUUCAGCUGCUCCAAGAAGGCAUUCUGAUCCUCCUAAACCCUAAACCUCUUGCAGCAGUUAGCAAUGGAAGGGUAAGGUAGUCCUUUGGAUAUCAUUGCCACUAGAGUAAUUCUUGUAGGAGAACAAUAUUUAUGCUUCUGCUUGGAUAAAUUUCUUCACAAUCACUUACAAAAGGAGAUAAAAUCAAUUAAACUUUUCUAGUAAGUUAAAAUCAACUUUUAUGUAGCUUCUCUCAUCUAACUUUCAUACAAGUAUAGGUACAUAAGUUGAUUUUAACGUACCCGAGGAGUUUGACUCAUUUUUCUCCUCUCCAAACAAGUAUUUAUAGAGAAAUUUAUUCAAAUAAGUCUUAUAAACAUAACUGAUUAAAAGUCAUCUUAAGCCUUUGAACAGUUGUGUUUAUAUUAUAGAGACUGUUUCAUGCGGCAAUUGCUCUUGGCACCAAGUCUCUUAGAACAAAGAAUGAUGAUUUGGAUGGUUGCUUUGGUCCUCUUCUUCAGUUUCCCGCGAGAUGGUGCUUUCAGGAGUAAGAUUCAAUAUUUGCUUAUCAGUUUUGUUCAUAUGGUCAAACAUAUUUUACAUUUCUUUUUAACAGACAACUCUAUUUAGGUGGAUUGGUUUUAGGAGUGACAUUAGCUUUUGACAAGGUAUGUUUUUGGUUUAACUUGCUGAAACCCUUGUUGGGGUAGAAUGCUAUUUGUAUUGUUUUAUUGUAAAUCAAUUUUCUGGUUUUGAUUGUGAUUA